Messenger RNA from Fusarium redolens, 679 nucleotides. RefSeq lists its product as uncharacterized. NCBI's taxonomy places the organism in Eukaryota, Fungi, Ascomycota, Sordariomycetes, Hypocreales, Nectriaceae. The record is from RefSeq and is a predicted model, not a curated record. The transcript is spliced from 3 exons. The coding region runs from base 105 to 515 and encodes 136 amino acids.
AUCGCUAAUCCACCUACACUCCAUUGUACACAACGCUCAGGAACUCUCAUAUAAUUGCAUGCGGGAUUGUUGCUCGCAUUCUCUCAGGCGGCAAUACGCUUACCAUGUUCCAGCCUCACCCCGGUGAUCAAUUUCACCUUCGUCUUCAUAGGGCACGCUCAGUUGUAUUAACGACACAAGAGCUCGUUGAGAUCAGAGCAGCUCAGCGUACCUUCGAAGGUGCCUAUGUCCGCACAGCUCUCGGCCAGUUCUCAUUCGCCCUUAUCAUCCUCAAAGUCUUCACCGAAGAGUUCUAUGCCAUCGGCGCCCUUUUCGCUGUAUAUGGAGUUGCAGUGAUGUUAGUAGCCAUUUACCGCCGAUAUGAAGGCCAGAACCAGUUCUUUACUUCUGAAUCCGCGGACGGGUCACUGAAGCGGAAAUUCAGGACGAGUGGGAACAGUGUGUUGUUGCUGACCAUGCUGAGCCUGAGUGCGUAUAUAACUUUGAUGGUUUUGACAUGGCGUCUCGUUUCAUAAGGCCUGGUUUUGCACUCUCUUGUCAGGAACUGCCAUCCAUGCAACACGACGCCGGGAUAUCUUGAGACUUUCUCAGAUUCUUCACAGGAUAAUAAUACCUUGCACAUUUGAAGCAGAUAAUCUACUCCCCUUCUGCCUGCUGCUUGCGACUCAAUCCUCUCCGG